AAGACUAUAAAGCCGGCAGACCGUCAACAAACCUUGAUAUCGGUAUACAUGUACAUGUUGCAUUAAUUAACUAACAAUUAACGACGCGUCACCAUGGUCACGUACAGCUAAUGAUCGGUAGGCAAGUUGUAUCUAGUUUUCAAAGGCCAUUUACAGGCGGUAAAUUGAGGUUGUAAUCUUGAACGAAAAGCAGAGUGAAAUAGGUGUUUAGACACUCAAACUGAUUUGAAAAUGACAGUCAUCACAGCGGUCUUGCUUCUCUUUCUAGCGUUCUUGACACACCAAGUAUGGGUCGAAUGUUGUGAUAAAAAAAUCACCGCUCGAACUAAUUUAUACUUGUUUGACAACCACGCACUUCUGAAGCACGUUUACCAGUUGAAAACAGCAUCUUCUUCUGUCAUAUGCGGGCGAGACUGCUCGUUUGAUUCAAAUUGUGCAUCCUUUAAUUAUCACACAAGCAGCCAGGUUUGUGAGUUGAACAAUGUCACCGGAGAUCACAGCCCUACUGAUUUCAUGCAGUUGCAAGGAAGUGCCUACUAUGAUGGAACUUUACGUUACAGCAGUUGUCAGAUGUGGUACAAAGCUGGACAUCGUGACAGUGGCAUCUACAUCAUUUAUCAUGAUCUGACUGGUAUUCAGGUCUACUGUGAUAUGGAGACCGAUGGAGGAGGCUGGAUCGUGAUUCAGAGAAGACAAGAUGGCUCUGUUGACUUUUACCGUGACUGGGCAGACUACAAAACCGGAUUCGGCAAUCUUACUGCUGAGUUUUGGUUGGGGCUUGAUGCUCUACGUUCACUCACAACGUCAGGACAAUGGCAACUAAAAGUACAAAUCGAAGAUUGGGAGGGUGAAAAAGCUGGGCUGUUUAUGAAGUGUUUGCUGUAUCAGGUGACAAAUACACGCUGAGUGUCAGUUCAUACAACACUGACAGUACCGCAGGCAACUCCUUUGAACAUCAAAAUGGACAGCAAUUCACUACCAGAGACAACGAUAACGAUAGGAGAGAGGAAAGUGGAGCUAACUGUGCAGUUCGUCAUGAAGGAGCAUGGUGGUUCCGCUCUUGUUUCUACUCGCAUCUGAACGGUAAAUACUACCACCAAGCAAGAGUUCCAUAUGCUCAAGGGUUACAAUGGAACCCCUGGAAAAGUAACUAUUACUCCCUGAAGAAAUGCAGCAUGGCUAUAAAGGAAGUCGCGUGAACCAGACUGCUUGGUCACCAGGCAGCGAUGUAAAUAAUGUGGUAUUGUAUUUGCUAUUUAAAAUUGAUUCAAUUCGUGAUAAGGAUGUAUCCUUUUGCCAAGGCCUUCGUGGCUUGAAGAACCGCGAUCUCAAGUGACUGGAACGGGACACCACGCAUGUGAGUGGC
Asterias rubens (European starfish) is the source of this 1366-nucleotide messenger RNA. RefSeq names its product angiopoietin-related protein 7-like. The transcript has a single exon. NCBI's taxonomy places the organism in Eukaryota, Metazoa, Echinodermata, Asteroidea, Forcipulatida, Asteriidae. Bases 232 to 906 code for a protein of 224 amino acids. The record is from RefSeq and is a predicted model, not a curated record.